This is a messenger RNA of Malus domestica (apple), 3257 nucleotides long. Its product is annotated as amino-acid permease BAT1 homolog. Gene Ontology annotation, biological process: gamma-aminobutyric acid transport; transmembrane transport. Gene Ontology annotation, cellular component: membrane. Gene Ontology annotation, molecular function: L-lysine transmembrane transporter activity; L-alanine transmembrane transporter activity; L-glutamate transmembrane transporter activity. Lineage: Eukaryota; Viridiplantae; Streptophyta; Magnoliopsida; Rosales; Rosaceae. The record is from RefSeq and is a predicted model, not a curated record.
AAUAUAGCAUUAGCAUUUAGAAUCAAAUUAUUUUGUUAUUUAAGCGAUUUUCUAAUAUAAUUUUAAUCGUGGAAAAAACAUUUCAAAUUUAAUUAACUCCAAAGAAAAGUAGCAUGCUGUUUUAACUAAAUUUAACUCCUAAUAAAUUUGAAUAUUAAUGUGUUAAUUUUGGUGGAUAUGGGCCAAAGAUAAUUUAGAGCCCAAUUUAUGAAGUGGGCCUCCACAAUUCGUGUGCUCAAGUAUUAAGGAAGUCGUCGGCCCACGACCCAUUUAGUGGGACCAUCACUGUUGUUCGUCCAUUGACGGGAUAUUUUUGAGGAAUUUUUAACUUGUUCAUUGAUUGAUUAAUAGUUUGUUUAAUCACUAAUCCACUAUUACUAUUCUAAUUAGACGGUCACAUGGGAUACUCGGUCAAAUAUUCAGAUUCAAAACUACUAAUCAUUUGAGAUCAGAAUCUCUCGUAAUUGCAUUUUAUUGACUUUUAUAUUCAAUAAAUUACGCACGGACGAGUGUAUGAUAAUUAUUUUCUAGUAUCAAUAACCGGAGUGAUAUUUUCUGUCAACAUGAGAAAUUUUUUAAUGUAUCGAAAAUAUGGUUCGAUAUACCGAGUAUUGUAAUACAAGUAAUUAAAAGUUUUCCUUUAUGCGUUCAAUCAUUUAUAUUAUGAUAUUUAAUGUACUCAACUUUAUUUUCAAUAUGGUGAAAAAUCUCUUGAGUAACAUGAUUUGCCUGUCCUAUCAUUUAUUGGGGUUGUCACUUGUGGUAUGACACUAGUUUGUCCUCCCAUAUCUGUAAUUGCCAUGCUAUCAAUGACCUUUCACAAAUAAUUUGUCAGCUCAUGAAAAUUCAAAACUUUGUUUUAUUUGGAAGAUUACACACACGACUUUGUCUGUUAAUAAAUCGUGUUUAAUUCGGUUUCAAUUAACAGAAAGUGAAUGGAUGAGAUUUUAGAAACGAUCAUAUUUAAAUUUGAUAAUUUAAUUAUGAAUAAAUUCGUAUGUAUGGAUCAAUGCAGAUUCAUUCCGAACCUUGUUACACACGUGUGUUAGAUUCGAAAUUUGCAACGUAUCAUAUAACACCCUUUCCUUAGAGUUACGUGUUGCUUCAUCUUUGAAGCCAAAAUAUACAUGAUAAGAAAAUUCAGCGUUCACACCAAACAAAUAGGAACCCAAAGAUUUGGCACCAAUUCCUGAAAAUGUUUAUGGGAUGAACACGCCAUUAACAGAAAAAUUAAUUAAAAUAAUUAUAUUGUCGUUGGGGAAGUCCAAAGACCCAAAGUCCAUGCCCUGCCACGUUGGGAGCAUCAUCUUCUCCGCGCGACAAGGUGCAUUGCCUACUGGUACUGGCUGAUCUGUUUGGCCUCACCUCUUCUUCCUAAAGCUCCGUUCUUUGUUUUUCUAUUCCCACCCAUCCCGUUGACUAUUCCCACCCUGCCAAGAAGUCAAGGAAACAGAAUACCAGAAGAGAUUUGGGUUUGAUUCUUUGAAUCCAAGAACAAAUGGUGAGUGGUGGCGGUGACAGAAUGGCACUGCCGUCUCAUCAGCCUCCAAACGGUGGCGUUUCACAGGAUUCCGGCCACGCCCGCCUCCACGAACUCGGCUACAAGCAAGAGCUCAAGCGUGACCUCUCGCUGCUUUCAAAUUUUGCGUUUUCGUUUUCCAUCAUAUCGGUGCUCACCGGAGUGACCACUCUGUAUAAUACUGGGCUGAGAUACGGCGGCCCUGUGUCUUUCGUUUAUGGGUGGUUUAUAACGGGUGUCUUCACCGUCUUCGUUGGGUUGUCAAUGGGGGAGAUUUGCUCCUCGUACCCAACUUCUGGGGGGCUGUACUACUGGAGUGCCAAGCUUGCUGGCCCCAAAUGGGCACCCUUUGCUUCUUGGCUCACUGGCUGGUUCAACAUAGUUGGUCAGUGGGCAGUUACAACUAGCGUGGAUUUCUCACUUGCACAGCUGAUUAACGUGAUCGUUCUCCUUAGCACACGUGGAGGGAAUGGUGGUGAUGGCACUUCGAUAAAUAAGUACGGAACCAUUGGUAUCCAUGCAGGAAUCUUGUUUCUACAUGCUCUUAUAAACAGUCUGCCCAUCUCGUACUUAUCUUUGUUUGGACAAGUCGCUGCUGCGUGGAAUGUUGCAGGUGUCUUUCUCCUCAUGAUUCUCAUACCCUGUGUUGCAACGGAGAGGGCUAGUGCGAAGUUUGUAUUCACUCACUUCAACACUGAUAACGGGGAGGGAAUCAGCAACAAAUUUCACAUUUUUGUUCUGGGACUUCUGUUGAGUCAAUAUACCAUAACUGGCUAUGAUGCUUCUGCCCAUAUGACAGAGGAAACAAAGAACGCUGAUACGAAUGGACCAAAAGGAAUAAUUAGUUCCAUCGUGAUAUCCAUUAUCGUUGGAUGGGGUUAUAUACUCGGCAUCACCUUUGCAGUUACUAACAUCCCGUACCUUUUGGAUGAGAACAAUGAAGCUGGCGGUUAUGCCAUUGCUGAAAUAUUUUACCUUGCAUUCAAGAGUAGAUACGGCAGUGGAGUUGGAGGAAUUGUAUGCUUGGGAGUGGUUGCGGUUGCCAUAUUCUUCUGUGGUAUGAGUUCAGUUACUAGCAACUCCAGGAUGGUGUAUGCAUUCUCUAGAGAUGGAGCCAUGCCAUUAUCACCAUUUUGGCAUAAAGUGAACAAACACGAAGUCCCCGUAAACGCUGUUUGGCUUUCUGCUUUCAUAUCGUUUUGCAUGGCACUAACAUCUCUCGGAAGCCUUGUGGCAUUCAAUGCCAUGGUUUCUAUAGCAACCAUUGGACUGUACAUUGCUUAUGCCCUACCCAUCUUUUUUAGGGUGACCAUGGCACGCAAAUCCUUUGUCCCGGGACCUUUCAACUUGGGACGCUACGGGGUCCUUGUUGGUUGGAUUUCAGUUCUUUGGGUAGCAACUAUCUCUGUCCUCUUCUCGUUGCCCGUGGCCUAUCCAAUUACCAUCGAGACACUCAACUAUACUCCCGUUGCUGUUGGCGGUUUGCUGAUCAUCACAGUUUUAGCUUGGAUCCUGAGCGCUCGGCACUGGUUUAAAGGUCCUAUAACGAACAUAGAAGCAUGAACUUGUGUAUAUUCAAUGUUGCAAUCAUCUAUAGAAUAGGUUUAGUUUUUAAGAAAAUCUACACAUGGAAUUUACUUUGUUUUAUCAAAAGCUGAUUGGCUUAAUUUGUUUAAAUUACUCGUUGUAUGGUAAUAAUAUUGCAGAUUAUAGAAAUGAAAUCUCAUUUGGCUACAAA